Molecule: messenger RNA, 4444 nt
Organism: Amoebophrya sp. A25
Lineage: Eukaryota; Dinophyceae; Syndiniales; Amoebophryaceae
Source: the annotation of a GenBank genome assembly
AUGGUCGCUGCAGGAAAGAGACUUGUCAAUGCCAACUGUGCCCUGCUGUUGCUCGCUUCGCACGAGCAACAGACCGCAGGAGCUGUGCCGGUACUGCCGACCAACCGCGUUCGCCAUGUCGGUGCUGGAUUGGCCUGGUCGCAAUGGCCUAUGGACGGCAUGGAUGCACCCGCGUCUGGCCAAAUGGCAGCCACAGUAGACGCGGAUGGCCGUAUCAAUGUCCUGACGCAAGAGGAGAUCACAGAGCUGCAGACAAAGACGGACGAUGACCUCUCAGGUGGCUACUACGGAGGACGCUCUUCCUCGAAAGUUAUGUGCUUCAUAUUGAUGUUGAUAGAAGACCUACAAUCUUCUAGUUGUCCCUGCUCCUGUCCCUCCAUCAGGUCGCAAGUACCUACGAAUCUCAAUACUCAAUGUUGAUGUCGUUCUUUCAUCUUGAGAUUUUUCUAACACAAAAGGAUCGGAGCUGGACGGAUUGGAUGGGAUUACCCACCCGUGCUUGCGUGAACGCCCAGCUGAUGCCGCCACUAGAGACCUCUGGAGCCGUAAAUUUGGUUGCACCUGGGAUGACGUCGCUCCCACGAACAACAUCAAGCGUGGUCAGGAGAAGCGACUGCAUCCGGUAUUAUCAUCUGCUGCUCUACUUUGGUUUUUGUAUUACUUAUUUCUAGAACUACAACUUUGAGUCAACAUAGACGCCCGGAGGAUGACGAUUGACGAAGUUAAUAUUAUAAUAUUGUACUAUACGAGUACUUGACGAAAAAUCGAGUAGAUUUGAAGAAAAAUCGGGAUUUCUUUCUGCCGUCAUCGAUUUCGAUGUAGUGCAAAGAAUUAAAUAGUAGAACAAAUAAGGACCCUGCAGCACUGGGACUGACAUCGUCUACCUAAAAAUCUUGAACAGUUUGGUGGACCGGAUAACAAUGUGACUGGUGGCCCCGACAGCGCCUCGUCCGAUGAGGGCACACGACCGCAGAAGUACUCGCGCUUUUCCUACGCUGGCGCCGUUAAAUGGGAAUCUUCUCAGACCUGGGACGAAUUCUAUGUAAACCAACAGCGCCGAAACAACAAUGUCCGCCGUGCUCGCAUCGAAGCUCAAAACCUCUUCGGUAUCGCCAAGGGCAAAGAGGGAGCCGAAACCGUCAAUCCAGCCAUGCCGAAAAACCUCCAACUUUUAUGCUUCCAAAGAACUAUAUCGCAAAUCAAUGAAGAUUUGUUUUAUUUGUAUCUAUCUAUAGGUUAGUAGCUAGAUGAACUAAAUGUAAAUUGUAACAACAAGUAGUUUUUCGUAGACGCUUGAACCAUAGUACUGGUCACUUUUCUACGGUCGUUUUUUUUGACACUAUCAGGAACUACCAAUACAACAUGACAUAGACAGAGUCGGGCUUUCAGCAUUAUACUAGGCAUGUACUGCUAGUUGUACAAUCUUAUCAAGAAAGAGUUACCAGCGCAUGGUAAAAAAUUAUAAUACUGUGUGCACGAGCAAGACCAAGAUGUUGAAUAACGAGUUCAUGUCUAUUCAGUCGAAAGAUUACAACUACUAACACGACGAUCACGAUUAAAAGUAAACAAGUGAACGUUCUGCUUCUACUUCUAGGUCUUCUAACCUUUCCCUCUGUUGCCAAAAACGUUGACAAUAGCGACGUCGACUUGUUUUUCUCGGUCUCCGAAGAAGACUGGGAUGCAGCACAACAGCAGGGAGUAGACCGAGCUGUGUGGGACACGGAGAAGGGGACUUCCAACAAAAAUCAGCGCCCCUUCCUCCUUAACUGCGUUCUCUUCGCAGCAAUCAUGAUUGGUAAGAUAUUUUGGAAUUUCGUACGUGUACGACACAAUGACUUUCAGCUAUCUACUAGUACUACUUCUUGGUUGUAAAUAUCACUUCCAAAUCAUGUGCUAACUAUGCAUCUAAUAUCUGUUUCACGUAUUAUUUAUCUGCUAUGCUUUUCUCUCCAUAUCCAUUUGUUCUCUGUUCAGUUUUCGCGAUUAUUGUGCUGUUGCUGGCCACCGUGGUGCCUCAAUUGAAUGUGGUCCUCGAGUUCGUGAUGCCGCAGGACGACGACAUUCAGUUGCGCCAAGUGUCAGCAUCCCGACGCUCGGUAGGAUCUUCUUAUCCUUCCACUAACACUAUCCGCAAGCCAGCAGUGGCCCAUGAAAUUGAAUUUUCCGCUGCCGACCUGCGUUCUCGCAUGGAGAUCGAUGAGAGCAAGAUCAGCCAGUUCGGCUUCUACUCCAAUUUUGGUCGCACUCUUGAAUGCGGAUUUGGAGGACUUCCAGCCUCCAAGGAUAAUGGACUUUCGCCGUCCGAUGACUCUACCACUUGUGGCGACUCUCCGAUGGACGACUCUCCGCUGGACGAUGUCUACGAUGCUGGCUUAAUGGUACCAUCAUUCUCAGUGGGUUAACAUGAGAUUGAUGAUGAUAAGUAAAUGGAGGUCGCCAUCUGGUCUCUAGGGUGGUCGAGAAUGACCAUAACAGGGGCACAUACAUACACUACAUUAGAUUUUAGUAUGUUGAAGAUGAAGAAUAUCUCGUAUGUGUACUUAUGUGAAUGAGAGUACUGCCUGAAAAAAACUACCAUUAUGAACCAUAAACAUGAUUUUAUUGACUCUUAAUUUGUCUUGACCACAGGGGAGCAACAGCAUUUAAGACGUCAAACUUCGAGUACGUUUUGUCGUGGAAUCACGACAAGGAAAUGAGGACGGGAGUUGAGGAAGAUGGCACUUUUUUGGGAUCAGAAUGGUGUCAACAGGUUAAGGUUUGAUCUCGUGUUGGAGCAUAGAACGUAAGUAUUCAUAUGAGCAUCGUGUACGUGAAUUUGUUAACAACAACUCGACCUACUACAACCUGAUGUUGUGGCGAGGUGGUUGAGCGCAAGAAGGAGAAUGCGCAAAGUACUUUUUACUGUACUCUCUGUGGUAUAGGUAUCCUUUCUUUCUUGUACAAAUCAAAAUGUCAUGGUAUAUUAGGAGUAUUGAAAUGAAUCGUCCGUAUUAGCACUACAUGUGAUAUCACCAAUGAACAGCAUAUACUUUGAACAGAUACAACACAACACAACAAGCCCCAAAACCCCGACUUACAAGAACUACAUGAAUAUUGUUGUCAUGACUGAACCACUUAUUGCACAGACCAGUUAGUUACUGAAUCAGUUUAAUCUUACAGCGGACAAUCAAUUACAACAACUAUGAAAUUACAAAUUCAAACACUUGCGAUCAAACAACUCAGUUUAAUACCGAAAGUAACACUUAUUUCGAACUAGUACUAGUUAUAUAUAAGUAUCGAGAUCGACAGCAGUAUUACCUAAUUAGAAAAAGUCAAGCGACCACGUACUUCUUGGCUCAUCCUUCUUCAACACGCCAUACAACUACACAUCAAAUUUAUAUUCUGAGGCAUAAAAAAUGAAACACGAACACUUCCAAAAAUCUUCACGCUCCUGCUAUACUUAGAUUGAAUGAGCCUGCAUGCUAUGAUCAAUUUAUAUCUAACCAUAAUACAACCCGAACUACGAACAUCUCCGCUACAUACUACACUUCGAUUCAACAUCCAAACUGCCCACACCACGUUGAUUUACACAAUUUGCCACGUACUCAAGCACGUAACAUAAAAGUAAUAUUAUCAAAUCUGUACUACCCAUAAGUCUAGUACCCGCUGCGUGAACACUUAUUUCCAUCUCGUCCACACAUUAAUGCCUCUGAAUGAUCAUAAUUCGAAUGAUAUGAUGCUCUGAUAUUCACUUGGUUUAACUUGAACUCAACAUAAUUUGAUUUUGUAUUUCUUGCACUACAUCGCCAAGGACUGACACCACCUUGAUCAUCUUGUCAACAGCUCGCCCUAUUGUUGCCUUGUUUUAAACAUCAACAUGUAGAAGUACCAUUCUUCCACAGGUUGUUUUAACUAGGCGUUUCGAUCUUUCAUCAGAAUAAUCAUCACAUCACAAUGAAGUUGAAGAUAUUUUUUUCGUCUCUUUUUGAUACCAGACGGAAGAACAUCUUCUUCUCCUUCUUCUUCAUCAAUCUGAAGACGGUGUACAGAAUGCGUUGAUUGUUUCGGAGGUCUCAACUACCACAGCUGAAGACAGCAUGGAACUGGAAGUACAUAAUGCAUCAUAUUAUACACUUGAACACCAGCAAGUAGAAGGUGAACCCCAUCGUCACCCACACCUCCUCCAUGUCAUAUUCAAGAACAUCAUAUUAGAACCUCCUACGUAUGAAAAUUUUCCCAAACGACGACCCUCUAAAAUGAUCAUUGGCUUCAAACAUCCAAUACAGGAUAUACUUGCGUCCGACGCAUCCAAGAUAAUUUGGAUGAUGUGGCCACCCUCCAUUCAAUGAUAACCCAAGAUAAGUAUACAAACUUUGCUUUCCAGCAAAAACGAUGAAUCUAACCCCGCACUACAUAGAAAAUCAACGAAGCGAACAAAGCUGAAGAAGCGCUUCAUUAAGUAGAU